CACUGGAGCCGGGGCGCUGUGCUGGAGGCGGUGUGUGGAGCUCUUUAUUGUUCCAGUAGAAAGCUCAAUGCACGGUUUCCCACAUUUGUCUCAAUGGCUACCACACAGAAACCACGUCCCACCUGAGAGGGAGCGGUUCGGCUGCGAGGAGAGGACUCACUGACCCAAACUUAGAGCUCGGUGCGGGAUUUACCGUCCGCCUCGGAAAUAAACGCUCCUACAGACGGACAAUCUGUGGAUCCUGAAGAAAGAGAGGGACCUGAACAGAGGUGCCUGCAGCUCGAGAGCCCCUCACUGUAGCGUCCGUCACCAUGGUCGAACCAGCGGACAGGCCGUCUACAGCCGGACAGAGGCUGGGCGCCCCUGAAAGUUUCGGGGUGUCCACCUUGGAGCCAGGCCUGCGUCCUCCUGUCCAGGCUCCGGGACGACAAGUCUCCAUCAGGGUUCAGAUGCUCGAUGACACACAGGAAGUCUUCCAGAUAUCGCAACGUUCCCCCGGCAAAGUGCUGUUUGACCUGGUUUGUGCCCAUCUCAAUCUGGUAGAGGGAGACUACUUUGGAUUGGAGUACCAGGACCAGCGCAAGAUGACGGUGUGGCUCGACCUGCUGAAGCCGACACUGAAACAGAUCAGACGGCCUAAAAACACCAUCCUUCGCUUCGUGGUGAAGUUCUUCCCUCCUGACCACACACAGCUCUUGGAGGAGCUGACUCGGUAUCUGUUUGCCCUGCAGAUAAAACGCGAUCUGGCCUGCGGUCGUCUCAUCUGUAACGACACCAGCGCUGCUCUCAUGGUCUCCCACAUCAUCCAGUCCGAGAUAGGAGAUUUCGAUGAGACCCAGAGCUGGCAGCAUCUCCUCCACAAUAAGUACCUGCCCGACCAGGACGCCAUCAGAGACAAGAUCACUGAAUGCCACCGCAAGCAUGUCGGACAGACUCCUGCAGAGUCAGACUACCAGCUCCUGGAAAUUGCCCGGCGGUUGGAGAUGUAUGGCGUUCGUCUGCACCCAGCCAAGGACCGAGAGGGGACUAAGCUCAGUCUGGCUGUGGCGCACGUGGGGGUGCUGGUUUUCCAGGGCUACACGAAAAUUAACUCCUUCAACUGGUCCAAGGUUCGCAAGCUCAGCUUCAAACGCAAAAGGUUCCUAAUCAAGCUGAGAGCAGACCCCGCUCAGAAUGCCCACCACGACACGCUGGAGUUUGCCAUGGCCAGCAGGGAUUGCUGUAAGGUCUUCUGGAAGAUCUGUGUAGAGUAUCACGCCUUCUUCAGGCUCUUCGAGGAGCCCAAGCCCAAACCCAAGCCCAUCCUCUUCACCAGAGGAUCCUCGUUCCGGUUCAGCGGUCGAACCCAGAAGCAGAUCAUCGAUUAUGUGAAAGACUCAGAGCUCAAGAAACUCCCAUUUGAAAGGAAGCACAGUAAGGUUCUGUCCAACAGCAGCAUGUCCCCUCAGUCAUCAUCCUUCAGAUCGCAAGUGCCAAAAGAGAGUGCCAUGUCUGUCCAGUUGGCAGACCAGCCUGACUCAACCAGACUGAGCCAUCGAGCUGAAUGCAACGGUGCGGAGGAGCCUCCAGCGGCCUCAUCAACCACCAAUGGCUUCCACGAUAUCCUGGCAGCACCCGGCUCAGACCCAGUUCAGCCCCGACAGAACCACCAUGGCACUGGAUCAGCGCCGGACUCACAGUUCCUCCAACCAGACAGUCCCGGUUCAGAGGACUCCCCGAUGGGAAGUCCCCAUGUGGUCGUUAACGGCAACGGCUCUGUAAAUGGACAGGGGAUGGGCGGUAUCGGUGUCUUGGGUCAAAGUCCUGAGGGACGGCAGCUAUCGCCUCUUACCAGCCCGCUGCUCACUGACGCUGGAUGUGUCCGCAACGAUGAUGAAGACGAGGCGAGGAGGAAGAAGUUCCCCACAGACAAGGCCUACUUCAUCGCCAAGGAGCUGUUGACCACAGAGCGGACCUACCUCAAAGACCUGCAGGUCAUCACAGAGUCCUUCCAGAGCGCUGCGGGGAAAGACGAGGCCUUCCCAGACUCCGUGAAGAACCUGAUUUCUGCCAACUACGAUCCCAUCUACACGUUCCACCAAGGAUUCCUCAAAGAGGUGGAGCAGCGGCUGGCUCAGUGGGAGGGUCGUUCUAAUGCCCACAUUAAAGGAGACUAUCAACGAAUUGGUGAUGUUCUCCUGAAGAACAUUCAGGGUCUGAGGCAGUUGACAGUUCAUCUUCAGAAACACUCAGAGUGCCUGGUGGAACUGGAACGCGCCUGCAGGUCCAGUCGGAAGGUGGAGGCCAUGUGUCGAGACUUUGAGCAGCAGAGAGUUUGCUACCUGCCCCUCAACAUCUUCCUCCUCAGGCCUCUCCACCGCUUGCUGCACUACAAACUCAUCCUGGAGAGGCUCUGCAAGCACUACCCGCCCACCCACGAUGACUUCAGGGAUUCCAGAGCUGCUCUGGCGGACAUCUCUGAGAUGGUGCUGCAGGUCCAAGGCACCAUGAUGAAGAUGGAGAACUUCCAGAAGCUUCUCGAGCUCAAGAAGGAUCUGACCGGCAUCGAGAACCUCGCCAUCCCCGGGAGGGAAUUUAUCAGGCUGGGUUGCCUCAGCAAGCUCUCAGGGAAGGGCCUUCAGCAGAGGAUGUUCUUCCUGUUCAGUGAUUCCUUGGUGUACACCAGUCGAGGAAUGACCCCAACCAACCAGUUUAAAGUUCACGGCCAGCUGCCUCUGUACGGCAUGACGAUCAGAGAAAGUGAGGAGGAGUGGGGCGUCCCUCAUUCGUUCACCUUGUUUGGACAGCGGCAGUCUGUAGUGGUGGCAGCCAGCUGUGCGCCAGAGAUGGAGCGGUGGGUGGAGGACAUCAGGAUGGCCAUCGACCUGGCGGAGCAGAGCAGCAGCCUGAGCACUGACCUGCUGUCCACCAGCCCGUCUGACAACAAGCUGUCCGAGGACGGUGGAGCCGAGUCGGAGGACGAGCUCUGCGGCUCACGCUCGUCCCUGGAGCGUCAGGGUCACCGUGGUAACACCACCGUGCACGUCUGCUGGCAUCGCAACACCAGUGUGUCCAUGGUGGACUUUAGUGUUGCUGUGGAGAACCAGCUGUCAGGUAACCUGCUGAGGAAGUUUAAGAACAGUAACGGCUGGCAGAAACUCUGGGUGGUCUUCACCAACUUCAGCCUUUUCUUCUACAAGUCACACCAGGAUGACUACCCUCUGGCCAGCCUCCCUCUGCUUGGUUACUCCGUCACCGUUCCAUCAGAGUCGGAGAACAUCCAUAAAGACUACGUCUUCAAACUCCACUUCAAAUCCCACGUCUACUACUUCAGAUCAGAGAGCGAGUACACCUUUGAAAGGUGGAUGGAGGUGAUCCGCAGCGCCACCUGCUCCGCCAGCCGCUCCCUGCCGAGCACCAGGAAAGACCUUUACUGAUGAGUCUGCACCGAGAGAGACUCAUCUGGGUGAAGAUCUGGACUUCAGUCUGCACAAACACCUGAAAAAGACUCUUCUUAAAGACACAGGAUCACUGCUAAUACCUCUGGAUAGCUGAUUCACACAUGCAUUACCCAGAGGUCUUCCCACUUCACCUCCUGUAACUUCCCUCUUAUUACACACCUUCUCCACCACUAGUGUCUGAUCAGAGAUGUCUGUGAUGUAAUUCACAAUGUUAUUUUACUUUUUUCGACUCCAAACUGGCAGCACAAAGUCUUGCUGGCAACGUUUUCCUGUUUAUUUUCGUGUUUGUGCCAUUGAGUGUCCUUCACGUGCACACACAGAGAUGUAAUGUUCACCCCCGACUACAUAUCCUGUUUAUAAUAAGGAGGAUUUUUAUGAUAAAGCUGAAUGAAAUACACAAGAUUUACCAGAAGUAUUUGGGACACUGAAGCAUGAGUGUGUGCACCGUAGUGUUUUUGCAUCUUAAAGGUUUCCUCUGACACAUUUGUGAUGAGAUUAAAACAUGUAUGUAAAAUGCUUGAGUAGAAUCAAAGCCAGGAGUUUAAACUGUGUGCAUGUGAGCACACUCAUCGUGAUGAGAGUGUUUUCUAAAUAUAAUAAUUAGAUGAAUUAAAUGUGAUGCCAGUUUGGACACAGUUAAAAAAAACAUCCAUCUUUUCCUUUUUGUAAGGCGACUUUUUGUACAAUACUUUGAUACACUGUGAAAUGUUCUUUUUUUUUUU
Epinephelus fuscoguttatus (brown-marbled grouper) is the source of this 4162-nucleotide messenger RNA. RefSeq names its product FERM, ARHGEF and pleckstrin domain-containing protein 1-like. The transcript has 28 exons. NCBI's taxonomy places the organism in Eukaryota, Metazoa, Chordata, Actinopteri, Perciformes, Serranidae. Gene Ontology annotation, cellular component: cytoskeleton. Bases 312 to 3416 code for a protein of 1034 amino acids. Gene Ontology annotation, molecular function: guanyl-nucleotide exchange factor activity; cytoskeletal protein binding. The record is from RefSeq and is a predicted model, not a curated record.